Molecule: messenger RNA, 846 nt
Organism: Aedes aegypti (yellow fever mosquito)
Lineage: Eukaryota; Metazoa; Arthropoda; Insecta; Diptera; Culicidae
Product: dosage compensation regulator-like
Exons: 2
Coding region: 259-846 (195 amino acids)
Source: RefSeq, a predicted model, not a curated record
GAAUCACGCCAGGGAUUUGCUCCAGGAAUCCCUUCGGGAUUUUCGCCAGGAAUCCCUCCGUGGAUUUCCUUCAGGGAUUCCGUCGGGAACGUCCAACUGGACGUUGGACAACGCCGUUUGAUGACCCACCAGAAGGCGCUAAGCGGAAAGAGGAAUUCCGACUACGUUGCCAUGUUGACUGCUUACCGGAUGUGGGGCGAGGAAGCGGAAAUCCAAUACUGCGAAUGGAAGGGACUGCAGCUAUAGACGUUCCGAGUCAUGUCGGAAGCCAAGCGCCAACUGUUGGAACUGCUAUCGCAGGCUGGGUUCCCCGAAGAGACCAUGGUUGAGAUGGGCUUCGAUCAAAACGAUGACGAUCCUCGCCUAGAUAUGGCCCUAUCGCUGCUUUGCGUUGGUCUGUAUCGGAACGUGUGCGUUCACAAGGAGAAACGUAAGGUGCUGACCACGGAAUCGAAGGCCGCCCUGAUCCACAAGACUUCGGUCAACUGCAGCAACCUGCAGGUGACUUUACCGUAUCCGAUGUUCGUGUUCGGGGAAAAGAUUCGUACCAGAGCCGUGUCCUGUAAGCAGAUGCCCAUGGUUUUCCCGAUCCAUAUCCAGCUGUUCGGUAGCAAGAAGGUGGAAUGGGUCGACAACAUGGUUCGCAUCGAUAAUUGGAUGAACUUUGAAAUGGAUCCCCACCAGGCUGCGCUGAUUGUCACCCUGCGUGCAGUGCUGCAGGAUCUUUUGUUCCGGGUGUCUGAAAAUUCCGAAGAAGCCAACGCGCUGGAAGAACGCUAUCAAAACCUAAUCGAUGUGGUUAAAGAUCUGUGCGUGUUCAGUGCAGUCUGUUUGUCUGUGGUAUAA